AUGGAAUCUUCUUCGGUGCCUUCUUCUUCUUCUAUUUCGAAUCCCUUGGUGACCCCAGAAGAGUUCAAGAUUUUUCACAGCAUAGACCGAACACUUUAUACUAGACUUGUUGUCAAUCUUGACCGUGACCCCGCAGAGUCCAUGCAAGUCAUGGCCUUAUGGAUUUGGCUUGAAAGGGAGGCACGUGAUUAUUUAGUGGACAAAAUGUUGUCAUUGCCUGAUGCCCUUAUCAAUUCACUAGCAGAUGAGGCCGUUCUUUGCUUGAAUUGCAUUGAGACUGACCGGUUUAAAUUUUCUCCGGAAACUGUAAACGAUGAAGUUCCUUUGACUCAACAGUUGACAAAAACUGGCCUCACCCUUCAGUUUUUCCAUGACAAUCGACUUGGCAUUCUUCGUGCGCUGACAAAGAUCAUCAAUGAAGUUUGUGCAAGAGCUUUCGAAGAUAUAUCGAGACAAGUCAUGGAGAGAAAGGCUAUUGGAGAAGGAAGUAAUAUUGUUGCUGAAAAUGUUCUUGGUCAAGAAAUGAACCCUUUGAAUUAUUAUGGUCCAGUGAUUAAUCCUGUACUGUAUUAUAAUUCGACUGCUGCUGGUGUUUAUGGUCGAAUGGGGAUCAGGCCCCAAUUCAUGGCGCCUAAGGCAGCGCAACCUUCCGGAAUUUUGCCUGGCUAUGAUCCUUAUGAUCUUGCAGUUCAGAGGCAGAUUAUGAACACUGAGAAUAUUGCUGAAGCAUUGAGUCGUAUAAAGAUUAGUACUGGCGACCAUCAGGAAGAUCAGAAGGAAGUGCAAGCUGAUGGUAGGACUAUUUUCUUGACAUUCUCUAAAGGUUACCCUAUUUCAGAAGAUGAAGUCAGAGAGUAUUUCACCAAGAGGCAUGGAGAUUGUAUUGAAGCAAUUUAUAUGCAAGAAGUUUCGGCAGAGGAGCAGCCACUGUAUGCUCGCCUUGUUGUACCCUCUGCUCUCGUCAUUCAUAACGUUCUCCAGGGACAGUGCAAGGCAAAGUUCACCAUUAAUGGAAAACAUGUUUGGGCCAGGAAAUAUGUCAAGAAGAAUCCGAAGUCGUCGUCUCCAUCCAAGUCACCCACAUCACCACAACCAACCUCACCAGACGCAGGACCACCAAGCGCAAAAACACUGAUUACGGAGAAGAAGCUGAAGAAAGAGUCAGCAAUGACAGCUCCGGCAAUGGGAAAGAGGCUGUUGAAACCAAGGAUGAUCAAAUUAAUGAUUUGA
This is a messenger RNA of Dovyalis caffra, 1230 nucleotides long. Lineage: Eukaryota; Viridiplantae; Streptophyta; Magnoliopsida; Malpighiales; Salicaceae. The record is from the annotation of a GenBank genome assembly.